Drosophila willistoni is the source of this 7839-nucleotide messenger RNA. RefSeq lists its product as uncharacterized. Lineage: Eukaryota; Metazoa; Arthropoda; Insecta; Diptera; Drosophilidae. The coding region runs from base 395 to 7714 and encodes 2439 amino acids. Gene Ontology annotation, biological process: pattern specification process; Wnt signaling pathway; cell migration. The transcript is spliced from 4 exons. The record is from RefSeq and is a predicted model, not a curated record. Gene Ontology annotation, molecular function: microtubule binding; gamma-catenin binding; beta-catenin binding. Gene Ontology annotation, cellular component: beta-catenin destruction complex; catenin complex; cytoplasmic microtubule.
UUUGUUUUCUUGGCGAGCGGUUCUGCGGUCGGUGAACGAAAAAAAUAAGCUAAAAUAUUGUUUAUCUGAAAAUUAUGUGUAAUAAUUAAAAAUAAAUGCAAUAUCUAAAAGCAAAUACCAGCAGUGAUAAACAGUGAAAUGUACGCAAAUUAGAAGCAAAGGCCUCAGCUGCUGCUUGUCAAAAAAGUAUCAUCAUUCCUCGCUACUAAGAGAGGUAGUAAAUGAAAAACCUGCCUCUACCUCUGUGUGGGAGUCUAUUCCGAUUAGAAUCUUCUUAAUUCUAGUUGUUUGGGGGACAAGUAAAACAUAAAAGAAGCAAACAACUGAAUAUAGCAAUGUCUAUUUAAGGCCAUGGACUUUGUCAGACUGUGCUUGGAUAAUUAAUUAAAAAACAAUGUUGGAGCCAUCAUUAACACCUGAUCUAGAGGAGGACGUGGUUGACCAUGCUCUGGUUACGGGCCUAUCGGGCAUUAGCAUCGACGACGUUGAUGUCGAUGUGGAUGCAGUGCCCGAACGGAAGCCGCAUUUCUUGGACUAUGAUGCAGUGCCGCCACCCGAAUAUGAUGAUGGCAGCUUUGGAGCCGCUGCCGGUGAGCAGUUGAAAAUGGAUAAGAAAUAUGAGCGGGAUGGCGAGAUAAGUGACUAUGAGCUUGCGGCUAGUGGGUAUACGAAGAAAGAGUUUACCCAGGAUGAUAAUACGUUGCAUUUUAGUCAGACUCCUGUUGGAGUCGGCGGUGGCAAGAAAUCGGCAGCCAAACAUUUUCUAGAUGAGAAUCCCAUUCCGCCGGACUAUAUGCUGGCGCAGGAGUUACGCGAAAUGCGGGAACAUCGCAGUUUGGAUAGGAAUUUCGAGCGGAAAUCGGCCCAGCAACAACAAUUGGAAGAGCUGCCAGCAAGGAAUCCUGGUGGAGGCUCACCAGCCUGUUCAAGUCGAGUAUCGCGUAGCAAGGAGCCAUCGUACACUCUCUCCCGUUUUCUAGACACAAGUGGUGACAAUCCGAAUGGAAGUGCAUCACGAUUGCCCAAAGGAGCCGCCUGGACGAUGAGUUUUGAUGAGCGUUAUGGGGCAGCAAGCUCGGCGGCUGUCGAUGCCACGCUCGGAUCCAAAGUGGAGUGUGUAUAUUCGUUGCUGUCCAUGUUGGGAUCCAAUGACCCUCUGGAGAUGUCCAAGAAGUUCCUAGAGCUGUCGGCAAAUGGCCAAAGUUGUGCCACAUUGCGUCGCUCGGGUUGUAUGCCGCUUCUGGUCCAAAUGAUGCACGCUCCGGACAAUGAGCAGGAGGUCCGCAAAUGCGCUAGCCUUGCCCUUCACAAUGUUGUGCACAGUCAUCCCGAUGAGAAGGCCGGUCGACGUGAGGCCAAAGUUCUGCGUCUACUCGAUCAAAUCAUGGAUUACUGCAGCUUUCUAAAAACUCUACUUCAGAGCGGUGGCGAGGCCAUUGCCGAUGAUUCGGAUCGGCAUCCAUUGGCGGCAAUUUCGUCCCUGAUGAAGGUCAGCUUUGAUGAGGAACAUCGGCAUGCCAUGUGCGAUCUGGGGGCUCUGCAUGCCAUUCCCAAUCUGGUGCAUUUGGAUCACGCUGUGCAUGGACCCAAGCCGGAGGAUCAGUGUUGCAACUCCUUGCGUCGUUACGCCCUAAUGGCCCUGACUAAUCUAACCUUCGGCGACGAGAACAACAAGGCGCUGCUGUGUUCUCAAAAGCAAUUUAUGGAGGCGCUGGUGGCCCAGCUGGACUCGGCCCCUGAUGACUUGUUGCAGGUGACAGCAAGUGUACUCCGGAAUCUCUCCUGGCGGGCUGAUAGCAACAUGAAGGCAGUUCUCAAUGAGAUUGGAACGGUAACAGCUCUCGCCUUGGCGGCCAUGCGAAAUAAGAGUGAGAACACACUGAAGGCCAUUCUGUCGGCUUUGUGGAAUCUCUCGGCUCAUUGCAGUACUAAUAAAGCAGAGUUUUGUGCGGUGGAUGGAGCUCUCUCCUUUCUGGUGGGCAUGUUAAGCUACGAGGGACCGAGCAAGACACUGAAAAUCAUUGAGAAUGCCGGUGGAAUCCUCCGAAACGUCUCCAGCCACAUUGCUGUAUGUGAACCCUAUCGCAAAAUUCUACGAGAACACAAUUGCUUGGCCAUCCUGUUGCAGCAACUGAAGUCGGAGAGUCUUACGGUGGUAAGCAAUUCCUGUGGAACUCUGUGGAAUCUAUCGGCACGCUGUCCAGAGGACCAGAAAUUCCUUUGGGACAAUGGGGCAGUGCCCAUGUUGCGAUCGUUGAUACACUCCAAGCAUGCAAUGAUCUCAGAGGGCAGUUCGUCGGCAUUGAAGAAUCUACUGAACUUUCGGCCUGCCGUCCAAAAUCAACACCAACUCGAUCCCAUUGCCCGAUCCAUGGGAUUGAAACAGUUGCCCACUCUAGAGGCUCGCAAGCAGAAAGCUCUGCAGCAGGAAUUGGGCGAAAGGCAUGCCGAGACUUGUGACAAUUUGGAUACAGGUGGCAAACCCAGCACCAAGGAACGAUCCUCCAGCUCUUCGGUCAGUUCUGCUGCACGUCGUCAUGUUGCGGCUGCUGUGCCCCGUCUGACUCGGUCCGCCAUGUUGACCAAGAGUGAAAGUCGUGAUUCUGUGUACUCGGCAAAAUCCGAUUCAGCCUAUGAACAUCUGAUGCGUUCCGCCUCCGCCUCGGACACUCAACGAAAGGCUCCAGCUAAAAUAUCUACAUUUGAGGACUCGGAGGCCACCGAGGAGCAACCCAUUGAUUACUCGGUCAAGUACAACGAAAGUCAUGGCAAAGCAUCAACAUCAACAUCAUAUCAGGAAACCGAUCUGGAUCAGCCGACAGACUUUAGUCUGCGAUAUGCUGAGAAUCAAAUCGAAUUGGCGGCUACCGCUGGAACUGAUGAUGCAGCUGUCCAAGAACCGGCUAAAGCCGAAAUUCUUUUAAUAUUGGACGACAGUGUGAAAUGCUAUCAGACAGAGGAUACACCUUAUGUGAUCUCAAAUGCGGCCUCUGUGACGGAUCUUCGAUUAGCCGUAAAGCCAGACUUAGAUGCCCCCGCUGCAGAGGAGGUGAAACCGACGGAGGCGACACCCUUGGUGGGCACCAGCAGCACCACUACCACGGUAGCCUCCGCAAAGAAGCCAACAAAACAAUCGCAAUGCGGAUCGGGCUCGUAUACACCCGAAAAGCCCAUCAAUUACUGCGAGGAAGGCACUCCAGGUUACUUCAGUCGGUACGAUUCGCUUAGUAGCCUGGAUGAAGCAGGCAAAGCAGCAGCUAUGGGCACAGAGAUGAAGUCGAAACCCGGGAAACUAGACGAGGAAGAGGAGGCGGCGGCAGCGGUGACGAUUGAUUCGCCGCAGCUGGUUAAACCUCCCCUCGUUGGAACAUCUGUCUUGCAGGCCAAUUCGGCACUGGAAACCCCGUUGAUGUUUUCUCGGCGCAGUUCCAUGGAUUCACUGGUCCAUGAAGUGGAUGUAGAUGGCGACGUGGCCAAUUGUGAUGAUAAGAGCUCAGUGGUUAGUGAUUUUAGCCGUCUGGCUAGUGGCGUCAUAUCGCCCUCUGAGUUGCCCGACUCACCCACACAGAGUAUGCCACAAUCGCCGCGACGAAAUAGUGAGAAUUCGGCAACUGCAGCCGGAUUAGCUACAAAGUCUGAGUGCAGUAAUCAGCAGCAGCAGUCGCCGGCCAAUCCGUCAGUGCGUCCCCUGCGUAGUGUAUUUGAGGAUGACUUGAGUAGCUUCAAUGUGGAGCAUACCCCAGCACAAUUCUCCACAGCCACUAGCCUAAGUAAUCUCAGUAUUGUGGACGAUGAACCAGAGACAAUGCCUGGCGAGGAGGAUGAAAUGCUGCUGGCCAAUUGCAUCAAUAUGGGUAUGCAAAGGAAACCGACCACUGCAGAGCCCCAAUCUGCAAGUAGAGAGGAAACCACACGCAACUAUUGCACAGAGGAUACUCCCGCCCAGCUAUCAAAGGUGGGCAGUAAUACAAAUCUCUCGGCCAUUUCCAUCAAUUCGACUGAGAUGAAGGAUGCCCUAGCUGCUGUUGGUGGCAAUCAAGCUGCCAGAAGUUCUCUCAAUUUAUCGGAUGAUGUCUCGUCCAAUGCCUCGGAUUGUGUGGCUGGAGGACAUCUCCUUGAGCAGUGUAUACGCGAUGGCAUGCUGCAGAAGGUGGCACCACCCCCCAUUACAAAGCAGCCGGAAGAUCCCAUUGCCAUGAUGAGACGCGGUGGCAAUGUCUUGCCGGGCUUCUUGCCCUCUCGCGAUGAGAUGAGCAAGUAUUUGGUGGAGGAUAGCCCCUGCAAUUUUUCUGUUGCCUCUGGCCUAUCCAAUCUGACAGUCGGUUCGAGUCUAGUUGGCCCCGCCGUGCAAUUGGAAGAGGCAACAACUGCUUCAAUUGAUCCUGCAGCCGGGGCGACAAAGGCAACACCUUUUAAGGAGGAGCAAGUUCAAAGGCCACCACACUGGCAAGAUGAUUCGUUGAGUUCCCUAUCCAUUGACUCGGAGGAUGAUACCAAUUUGCUGAGUCAGGCUAUUGCCGCUGGCUGCAAUAGACCAAAAUCGAAUCUUGGCUUCAGCUCGAAUAGCAAGCGUUCCAGCUCGCUUACUUCAUCGCAGCCGAUAGCCAUUAAUGCCGCCACCUCUGCGUCCUCUCUGAACUCGGCCAUGACUGCACGCAAGCAUCAGCAGGAAUCCUACAGCUCUGUGGACUCCAGUGACUCAAACGAUAAUCAGUCAAAGUCUCUCUUUGAACUGUGCAUUCUCAAGGGCAUGUACAAGACUAAGGAGCCAGCAGCGCAUCAGCAGCAGCAGCAACAGCAGCAUCAUCAUGUGCUCCCUAAUCUCAAGCAGUUUGACUCGUUGCCAGUACAAUUACCCGCAGCAACUGUUGGUGGUGGUGGUCAAAGUAAACGACAACGACAUCAUCAUCAUCAUCAUCACCAUCAUAGGGAUCGCGAGCGCAAGGAUGAGAAACUAUUACAGGAGUGCAUUAAUACGGGCAUCUCGAAGAAGAGCUCUAAUGCCUUGCCAAAAAACGUUCAGGCUACGUCUGCAGCUGCAUUGGAACCGUGUCACCCAAUGGCGGCUACUACAUCAGCAAGUGCCAGCAGCACAGCAGUAGCAGCAGCUCCAGACGUAGAUCAGAAAGCGCACGCCACACGCCCCAACUCCAAGCCGAACAGCCUCAAUCUCAAUCCGCAGAGGUCUUCGUCGCCCGACGUCAUCGACACAGACGUAGCAAAAAGUCCACAUCCAAAUCAAGAGAACGGGAACGGGAACGCGAUCGCGAUAGAUCACGAGACCGCUACUGGGUAUAGAGAAUUUGAAUCGGAUCGUUCCAGUGAUGAGUCAUUUAUAAUGGACACCAUGGUGAGGUUGGACAGCACUGCCACGACCAGUGUUAGCUGCAAUUCUGCUCCAAGCAUUGCAAGCAAUGACAAGCAUAAGGAUCCAGAUUUAAUGUUGAAAUCCGUGGAGCGACUGACCAUGGAAUUUGUUACAUCGGCUGAGCAAUUGCGCGGUCAGAAUAAUAAUAGCAGCAGCAACAACAACAAUACCAAUACCAAUACUUGGAAUGAUCAAACUUGUCCCAAUGAUGUAACCUUUCCGACUAUCAGUCAAACGGCACCCGUCUUGGCUUCCCUAAGCCUUGACGAUGACGAUGCAACAGAAGCCGACCUGGCUGAUACCUCGAAUUCGAUUAACUUUCAUGUGGGCGGGCAGGUUCAGAGUGCUGCCGUCAGCAUGGAGGCACAGAGACUGCUUUUCAAUGGCACCAGCUCUUCCAUUAUGAGCAAUUCAACUAUGAUUGCUUUUGAGGCGCGUGCCCUGGCCGAGAAUCUGCAACAAUUGCAGGCGGAAGACGAUAAUCUGGAAAGAACCUUUAGCAUCAAUAGUCUUGAUCUGGACAAUGUGCGUCCGCCGUCGGGCAUGGAGUCGCUGAAUAGUUGCUAUCAGGAACACUCACAGCCAAGUUCAUUGCGUCAGCAAUUGCCAAGCAAAUCACCGCGUUUUGCCCGCAAAGUAUUCCCCGCCAAUCUGGUGGCAAGAAGAGCUUUGGGACAUCUGACCGGCAGUGCUGAGAGUGUCAAUUCCAGUUGCAAUCUAUUGGACAACAUUAAGCCGCCAUCCCUGAUGGAUGAAUUGCUGGACUCAAUGAUUAGUGUGGAUAGCAUCCAGUCGGAAGUGGCUGAUGGGGAGCAAGACUGUAGUAUGGCCACCACCAUAUCAGUUUCCAACUAUGAGACUGCCGCUUGUGACGAUCAAACUCUUACGGUGCUCCAGAGUUGUAUGGACGAUGAGGAUGCCACAAUAAAUGAUUUCAGUUCGGCCGAGUCGACGCCCAAGCAGGGAUCCACACCAUCUCCCAAUCGCCGAGCUCUAACACCAAAACAGAAACGUCGCCUGGAUAAGGAUCGCUACAAAACAUACACCAUAGCCACUAGGAACGAGUUGGAAUUGGAAGCUGCCGAGAUUAACGAGACUUUGCAAAUUGAGAUUGUGGAGGUGGAACCUCCUGCUCCUCCUCCUUCUAUACCAGCAGCCACACCCUCACCACGCCUCGGGGGUAGGCGACGAGGAAGCUCUGAACGAUACAAGACACAGGUCAUAGAAUAUCCACGUCAGCUCGUCGACAAUGGAGAAGCCGAUGGAGAUGCUUCAAUACGCGUCAUGAUGCAGCAAUUCACCUACAUUACAGAUAUCAAUAUUGGUCCAAGCUCAAUGGAGGAUACAGAGAUCAUGAUGGGUGAACACUUGGAAUGCGAUCAGAAUUCUGAGACGGAAUCCUGCCACGGACAAGAGCGGCAAACGGAAUUGGAACAAUUGCCUGCAGUUGUGGAGCCUGUGAAACCAAAGCCUACGAUUUUAGAGCCAGCUACAGCCGUAAAGUUGGUGAGAGGUCGUAAGAAACCAGCCUACAUAUCGCCCUAUAGCCAACGGAACACCACCAGUGCUGCUCCACCCAAAAAGAAGACACUGUCUCCAACUAUAGCCAAACGCAGUGUGGUUUCCAGUGUUGGUGGUGCAACUCGUGUGUCGCCGCAAAAAAAGAAAGCCACACCUCCUCCAACAGUGGCCACCGCUGCUCCGCCGCCAACACCGCCACGUCUUGAACGGCAAGGUACGUUUGUCAAAGAUGAGCCCACAAAUCUGAAUGGCCAAGUGCCCGUGGUUGAUCCCAUUCCCGUGAACACAAGUCCCAGUCAUCGUGUGUCCAAACUGCCGACAAAAAGGAUAGCAGGAGCCACAGCUACAGCAACAACAUCAACAGGCACGGCCACAGCCAGAGUAACCGGUUCACCAAAGCGUGGUACGGUCCCAGCGCGACGGGUCGUCACCCCCCAGCGGGCUAAUACGAACAUAAGGCUUGCUAGUGCCAAGUCAGCCGCGUCGGCCACAAAUCGAGGAUCUUCAACGACGCCGCCAUCGCGGAGCAAUUCCAAUUUAAAUGGCGGAAGUGUAGCUGCUGUAUCAGCUGCUAGAAUCAAUCAAGCACAAAGUCGCAUUGCCAAUAUCUGGAAGCGAGUAGAUGAUGCCAAAACGAAGCAAUCCCAGUCCAAUCUGAGGACACAGAAAACGAAUUCUUCCAAUACGCUCAACGGAACGGGGGCAAAGCCAACGCUGCUGCGCAGCUCUACAUUUGAUAGUACACCAGAGCCAGGUGCGGCUUCAGCUCCAGCUUCUGCAGGAAAUCCCAAGUCCAGGCUUCCUGUUGUGGGCGCACGAAAAUAGAGAUUGAGAUUGUAUUUUACAUGCAUUUUAUGGAAUAAUGGAAAAGCGCACACAUUCAGUUUUUGAGUCCCUCCCCCAAAAAGAAAAAACCCAAAAUGAAUCAAAAAAGGAAGGUUUUUUUUCGU